Messenger RNA from Menidia menidia (Atlantic silverside), 1470 nucleotides. The record is from the annotation of a GenBank genome assembly. Lineage: Eukaryota; Metazoa; Chordata; Actinopteri; Atheriniformes; Atherinopsidae.
CCUGAGAAGGGCGGUGCGGCCGGCUCAGAUCAGGACAUGACACCGCCCGCGGAGCGAGAUGAACGGGCCGGCCCGGGGCAGAUGAACCCGGAUGAGGAGGGUGAGGGACGCACCGCUGGCGGCUUCUUUGCGGCGGGGGCUGAGGAGGACAGUGCUGCGUGGAGCCAUAAGACUCAGAGCGAAGCAGUUAAUCAGCUGAAGAGCCUUUUGUUGAAGCAGCGCAGAGAGAUGCCCACUCCUCUCUCUCCGUUAGAGAAUCGAUCUCCAUCUAGGAGAGUGCAGCAGGAGGGCAGGUCCGGUUUGCCGACCUUUCAGGAUUUGGUCCCAAUGGUUCACAACCAGUCAGAGUAUAUUCAACACCUGGAGGCAGAGGUCAAGUUCUGCAAGGAAGAGCUGCAGGGACUGAAACAGCGGAUCACAGUCGUGGUGGUAGAAAAUGAGAAACUGCAUUCUGAGCUCAAGUCAAAAGCUGUGAAUGAAUCCCUGAAAGAUAAAACAGACUUAAACUCCACAGACCAGUUGAAGGGGAUCUACCAGGCCCAAAUUGAAAGUUUGGAGGCUCAGAUCAUCUCUCUCAGAAAAGAUCUGUCAGUGAGCCAGAAGGAGUGUGAGGAGGUGAAGGUCCGUCUGAGACACAGGGAGAAGCAGGCUGCAGAUGCUCAGAGGGCUGAUGGAGCUCCUCGUGUGGCCGGCUUGUGUGUGAAGUGCGCACAGCAUGAAGCUGUGCUGGCUGGCACUCACACAAACUUGCAUGUCCAAGCUAUUGACAGGCUCACAAAGGAGCGGGAUGAAUUAUUGGUGGCUCUGCGAGCGGUGAGAGCAAGUCAGCAGGAGGCACAGCAGAGAGAGUGGUCAGCCUGCCUCCAGGUCAAACAGGCUGUGGAAAUGGCGGAGGAAGCAAAUUUCAGUAAAGCCAGGGUGGAGGUGCAGUGUGAGCAGUUAUCCAGAGAGCUGGCACGACUGAGAGAGCAGCUGGACCGAGAGGCGCAAGCUUUGCAAAAGAGACUGGCUGAGGCCAGAGAGGAGGGCCGAACUGAGGCCCGCAAACAAAAAGAGGAGCUAGAGCAGACGGUAUCCAGCCUCUCCCAGCGUGUGGGGGAGUUGGAGGGUCUGCUGGAUCGAGCUGAUAGAGAAAAGGGUUCACUGACCAACCAGCUUGAUGACACUCUCAGCAAGCUUUCCUGUGAGGAGCAAGAAAAAAACAAGCUCUGUGGUGAUCUGCGAUAUCAGCUAAGCCAGGCCAAACUGAAGAAGGAGGAGGCAGAGAGAGAGCUCAGAGAUUUGAACGCCAGGACCAACAGACAAAUGGAGAAAGCUGCACAGGAAGUGGAAAGGCUGAGCUCAGAGCUGGUUGGCUGUCGGCAGCAUCUGGAGGUGGUCCAAAGGGAUGGGAGCCAAUGGCAGGCCGAAGCCCUGAGCUUAGCAGAACAGCUGGCAAAUGCCCAGCGCCAACUGCACCUCACCAGGUAG